AUGAAAAAAUUAGGAAUAGGAACAAUAAAAUCUUACGACGGAAUUACAACUGAAGAAUUAAAACUUAUUUUACAUUAUAAAGAAUUAUCUUCAAAUAAUCCUGAAGGUCUUCUUCGUCAUGUUUUUCUUUGG
Messenger RNA from Acaulospora morrowiae, 132 nucleotides. The record is from the annotation of a GenBank genome assembly. Lineage: Eukaryota; Fungi; Glomeromycota; Glomeromycetes; Diversisporales; Acaulosporaceae.